UUCUCAAAAUUUGUUAUCGAGUUUGUUUCUGGUGAUUACGUUUACAAAGGACUGGCUACAUUGUAGAUUUUUUUAUCAUGCAAAAUAGGCGAAUAAUUAUUUUUAUAUAACUGUGAAUUUGCUUAUUUUAUACUAAAUACAACUAAGUAAGUCAGUGACAAAAUGGGUAUUGAGAAUAGAACCUCGGCUCAUAAUUAUGCCGAAAAUGAUGGACUUCGGUAUCUGGACGGCGCAAAGUCGGGAUAUUAUCAAGACGAGAGAGAAAAGCUUGUGUCUAGUGAAGAAAGCGAAGAUGAAGUCGAUAUAGAUACGUUACUUCAGAGACCAAAUGCCUCAUGUCAUCAACAAUUUACAGACUUUUCAAAUGUUUUUAAAGCAUUCAUUGGCUCAGCAUUGAUUGGACUACCAUUUGCUAUAAGAAAUGCUGGAAUUGCACUUGGAUUGUUGGGAAUACUUUUUAUUGCACUGGCCACAGAUCAUUGCUGCCAUUUGAUUGUGAAAUGUAAAAGGCUUGUAAUAAAGAAGAUGUGUCAGCGUAUGGUUGCAGAAGGUUAUGUUGAUAAUCAUAUCGAAAGACAAGAAAAAAUCCUUGGCAGAACUUUAUCUUUUGGACAGAUCGGCAAGAUUUCCAUGGGACGACUUGGGACAUUUCUUGUGAACACAUCAAUUCUGAUUACCCAGUUUGGUUUCUGUGUAGGGUAUUUUAUUUUCCUUGGAAACACUACAAGAUCUGUGGUAUAUGAAUUUUUACAUUACCAGUCAAUUGGAUGGUCAAAUGUGAACAAUUCAAUUCCAGCGAAUUCAACAAUUUUCACUUCACUGAGUGCAACUCCACCAACAUCAGUGCCUGCCCAUGUUGCAAAGUCAGUGCUGCACAAUUCUGCCUUGAGGCACUUGCGUUCAAUGGAUGGGGACUCAAAUAUUCCUGCUUUGACAAGUAUCAAUACUACAUUAUUCAACUCAUCAAAAUCUGUUUUCAGCAAGAAUUCAUCAGAUUCGAGUAACUACAUAGCAACUUCAACCCCUCUUUUGAAUUUAUCAUUUCCUGCUACCUCAUGGCUGACUAAUGAAACAAAAAGUGAAAAUGCAACCCAAGGCAUCAUGAGCAGAAUCCUCACAACGAUACAUGAAAAGGUUUCAAAGAUCAAAGAACAUAUUAUCAAAAUGAAGAAUCCAAUCACUCAUAAAACUCUCCAACAGAACAAAGCAAUGACCUUUGCAUUGCUCUUGGCUGUCCCUGCACCGUUACUCAUUUUAAUUUCCUUCAUCAGAAAUUUGCGUAAACUUGGCCCUGUUAGUGUAUUAGCAAAUGGAGCAAUUACAGGAGCAUUUCUAGCUACAGGAAUUUACAUCCUUGUAGGAUUUGAAUCACCACAUGAAACAAUCAAUUGGUUUAACUGGAUGAAGUUCCCAGUCUUCUUUGGACAAGUUACUGGUGCAUUUGAAGGAAUUGGAACAGUGAUCCCUAUUGAAGGCAGCAUGGCUGAAAACAGAGGACGUUAUCCCUGUUAUCUACAUAUUUCACUUGUUCUUUUGUCUUCUAUUCUUGGCUCUUUUGGAACACUAGGCUAUCUACGCUACGGAGAUGAGACCAACCAAAUCGUCACUGAAAACCUUGAGGGAUCUUUAAUUGUUAUUGCCCUGCGCUGCCUGUUAUUUUUUGGUGUACUUUUCACCUACCCCCUCCAAAUCUACCCAGUCAUCCAGAUCGUCGAAGGUAUCAUUUUUGGACCAAACAGCCGAUGUAGUCGACGGUUGUACAGAAAAGGCAGCACUGUCAACGGUGGAUACGAUGAUUCUUCAAACAGUGACAAUUUGGACGACGAAGACGAGGAAUAUGACCAUGCUCCUGUUCAAAUUCCUACUUGGCCAAGCAACCUAUUGCGGAUGGUAUUGGUUUUGUCAACAGCUGCUGUUGCUGUCAUAUUCAGAUCGCAAUUUGCUUAUAUUGCGGCCAUCACGGGGUCCGUUGGUAGUUCACUAUUGUCGUACAUCCUUCCUUGCCUUUUUCACUUAAUUCUUCAGCGAGGGAAAUUGUCGAAAUGGAUUAUUGCCAAGGAUGUUGCAUUUAUCAUAUUUGGUGUAGUUGGCGGUGGGAUGGGUUUGGCUGUUACAAUCAGCGAGGUAGUCAGAACAUUUGGCACCCAUCAUCAGCUCAAGCACAAUUAAAGAAUCGCAGCGACAGUAGCUUUUAGAAAAUUCGAUAUUUAACAUUCAAGUGGCUAAUGCAAGUUAACCUCUUAACUGCAAAAGCGAUAUGUUCAUGAGGGGUACUUGUGCACUGAUUGAUUUUAAGGGCUCUUGCGUAACCGGCAUGCUCAACGGCAGCUGUCUUGUGAAAUUGAUUGUGUUUAAUAUUUUCAUGCAGUACGAUGAUAGGCCGUAUUUGGAAUUAUAGUCGCAAAGCAUGCCGGGUGCGCGAGAGAAUUCAAGACCCUGCUUGUCUAUUAGAUGUAGCAUCCCUGCUUUUUAAGAGAGAUAAAGAAUGCAGUGAUACUGUUGAUGGGAAAAUUUGUUAUUUAAGACAUCUUUUUGUUUACGGGGUUUCUCUUUUCGUAGCCUCAAGUGAGAAGAUCUUUUCUAGUAGAUAAACCACGAUUAAGACUAAGAUUUCUCAUUGAAUGCUAAAUUUAACAAGCUGAUCACCAUUCUUGAAAAUGUAGUUUUAACAUAUCGUGGUAAUCGGUAUUCAUAAUGCAAUUCUGAUAAACAUUUGUGCUUUGUUUAUAGUAAAUACUUUUUUCUACGCCUAGGCCUGUAUAGCCUGUUUUCCAGACCCCUAACUUGAUAGAAGAGGAUACGACCCUCUACUUUCAAGUUAGGGGUCUGGAGCACAGGCUAAAGCCUGUACAGCUCUCUCUAUACGGCAUCAACCACUUAAAUAGUUACUGAACAUUUUGUCCUGAUCAUAAAACUGAAAAUUGACAUAGUCGUGUUAUUGGGCAUUUAGAUGUUAGCAUAAAUCUCGAUCAAUUGUAUACUUAACAAAUUUCAAUUAAAUAGAUUCUUAAGCUAAGCGUUUCACGAUUUGUAACUCAAACUUGUAAGUGGAGGGAUUAUAUUAAUAGCUUUUAUAAUUUUUGGUGAAUUGGGUUAUUUAAUGAUCUUGUUUGGAUAAUCUUUGAUAUAUCAAUUCAAUUUUAAUUCGUAUUCUAUUUAAAUAUUUUUGUGUCAUAGUGAA
Molecule: messenger RNA, 3181 nt
Organism: Rhopilema esculentum
Lineage: Eukaryota; Metazoa; Cnidaria; Scyphozoa; Rhizostomeae; Rhizostomatidae
Biological process (GO): amino acid transmembrane transport
Cellular component (GO): vacuolar membrane
Molecular function (GO): L-amino acid transmembrane transporter activity
Source: RefSeq, a predicted model, not a curated record